Messenger RNA from Haliotis rufescens (red abalone), 2559 nucleotides. RefSeq names its product CD9 antigen-like. The record is from RefSeq and is a predicted model, not a curated record. Lineage: Eukaryota; Metazoa; Mollusca; Gastropoda; Lepetellida; Haliotidae. Bases 149 to 817 code for a protein of 222 amino acids. Gene Ontology annotation, cellular component: membrane. The transcript has 7 exons.
AGAAACCAACGCGAAUGAGACGUCAUAUCCUUACGCAUUCAGUCCUUGUUGGUCUGUCAAGAGGAACACCAGCGGGAAUGUGACACACCUGGAUUUCUGAGGGUCACUAGAUUACCUUGUUUAUGGUUGGAUUACAAAGCAACGAACCAUGUGUCCAGGAGGAAAGAUUGACAACAUCAAAUAUUUGAUGUAUGCAUUCAACAUUGUGUUCAUGGUUCUUGGUCUCGGUAUGACAGGGUUUGGGAUUUGGCUCCGCCUUGGUCCACACACAGGCAAAUACAUAGAUGAAGCGUACAAUUUCAACCCAUUGUAUAUAUCAGCUUAUAUCUUCAUCGGUAUCGGCGCUGUUAUGUUCGUGAUUGGUAAUGUCGGGAUCUGUGGAGCAAUCAGGAAAAGGCAGCAACUUCUUAUGGUGUACUUCAUGAGUUUGUUCAUCUUCUUCGCCAUUCUUCUUGUGACUGGAAUUGUCGUCUUGACUCAAAGGAAACCUUUGAAGGAUGCCUUCCGGAAUCACCUACAGAGCAAAGUCAACGCUUUUACAAAUUCAGAUGCCAAAACGUACAUGGACAAUUUUCAGAAAACAUUUAAUUGCUGUGGAGCCGAAAGAGGCGUUUUCGAUUAUCGCAUCGUGAACAUAACCACGGACGACUGUACACAGCAGAACCACUACAGGCCUUGUGCCGACGAGUAUAUGAAGCAACUGACACCCAACAUCGUCGUGACGAUCGGAGUCGCCUUCGGCACUGCUGCUGUCAUGAUUUUAGGAAUGAGUCUGUCGUUGAUAUUCAGCUGUGCCGUACGGAGGGCUGGAUAUUGAUGGAAGAUCCAGGUCAAGAGAAGAACAACGAAUUGGUCGAUAAGCAAGACUUGAAGCAACACCAGCUGUACCGCUUUAUGUAUCUGAAUUUAUAUUCACAGAAAUGUUUAUGUUGGUUCAUUUCUGGAACUUUGUCCUCGCUUUUUCAUACUUUCUGUAACCUGAAAUGAGCCGUUUAUUGACGUGUUCAAACAGCACAUAUGACAACUGACAAGUCCGCAAUAUAUUGUUAUAUUGAUCUAUGUCAGCUGUAACUGUACUGUCACAAUACUUUAUUCUACCAUGCAUUUGGAAAAUACUCGAUUUUGAUUGGUCAGUCAGAAGUAUCAAAUCACAAUAAACCCUCUCUGAUUGAAACAACCGAUUUGACGGCCGCGUCACUGUGGAAGGUGAUAUAUUUUACAAAAGUACUUCUUUAAAGUCAUUAUCAGUAGGCAUAUUUAAAUAAUUAUAUGUACAAUUAAAGACUACAAAAUACAAUGUUGCGGUUACUACACUAUUCAGGAUGUGGGGCUAUACAUAUGGUGCAGAAAACAAGAUAGAAAUCAACAAAGAGAAUGAAUUUCAAAUUUGAGGACAACAGAGAGCUUGAUAUUUGGCGCUUUUCUAUAUACGACUGUGACGUCAUAUCUUUUGCGACAAAGUGAGCGAUCUGACGUCAUAAAAGUGGUGUGCGGUGUAGAAAUAAACUUUCCUCAAGGCUUGCUUAGUUUUCUUUUUGGGUGCCUACCUCAUGUCAGCUUGAGAAGCUGUCGUGCUACAUGUGUUCAGCGCUUGUCAUAAGUUCGAAUGAUGUAUUACAUUACAUUACUGCUUGAGCAUAUAGAGUGGCAUAUUUUGUUUAAAGGCUGUCGGUGAUUCCGUAAAUUCUGAUUGACAACCCACUCAAAACACUGGACUCAACCCAUGCCUCUUGACUCAAUGUAUUUGCUAGCAGGAAAGAGUUCACGUUUCAUUUGGACAUGACAGAAUGGAAAUAAACAUGUAGAACCAGGUCACCUGUAGAUUUAACCGCGCUAAAUUUAAGAUCUAAAACCUUAAGCUGCGCAUUCGGUUCAAAAUUCAAUUUAGGGCGGUUAAAUCUACAGUUAAUCAGUUUGCUUAUCUCGUAGUUGAUUACUGUUACCUUCACUCGCAUGUGACUUUCUAAAGGGCGAAAUGUCAUGUCGUUUAGGCUUCUGGACAUUCGUUCUCAUGUUUGUAUUUUUGCUCUCAUUCAGUUCUUGGAUUCAAUUCAUUGCCCCAUUGUUAUGGCGGCCAUCUUUAUGAUUAUUUUUUAGGAGUAAUAGAUUUUCAAUCAUUCUUCUUUUCCCAUCAGAACAUGUAAAUAUGUUCCGAGGAAGAGCUGUGCUGUGGAAUGACCCUUCCAAAACAACCCUCAAUGUUUGUUAGUGUGUUUGUUUUGUUUAGUGAAGUCAGAUGUUAAAAAGUUCUUGUCACUCAGACAUUUUACAUUCAUUUAAUUAAUUAUAUCAUGUUUUAAUAUUAAUUUAUCGAAGAAUACUGAUAUCAGUUUACCUUAUCAUUAAAUCAAUUAUACGUACCAGUGCAUUUCAUAAUAUAUUUCAAAGAACCGUAUGUAUUUCAAAGUGAAAUACUGAUAUUAGCAAUGUCUUUCCUGAUGUGACCAUGGUAUCUUAUGAUAUCACUUUUUGGAUUACCGAUAUUAAAUGUUAAUGUGGUAAUAACAACUGAUAUCAUUAAUUGAUUGUAAAUAUGAAUAAAUCAUUUGCCGGAUGUCA